CAUCUCCACCCGAUGGAGUUUUUGCCAACUCCAGGGGAUCCGAACACCCUCUUGACCCAUCUGUUUGUUAAAAAAAAAAGAAUCAUAUCCUAGAUUAGUUUCACCUUCCACCCUAACCCACCGCGGUAAGCCGGCGUUAUUCCGCCCAACUCGGUAACUAAAUUCCUGGGUUCAUCCAAUCUGAUUUUUGUUUCCACCUUUCCCCACCGCGUUUGCGCAAGGCGACCUGCUCGACAAAAUUAAUCUGGAACGGCGCGACACAAACCAUGGCCAGCGGCGGCCCCGACCGCAUCAGCGCCCUCCCCGACGAACUCCUCCACCACCUGCUCUCCUUCCUCCGUGCGCACGAAUUGGUGCGGACGUGCGCGGUUGCGCGGCGCUGGCGCCACCUCUGGAAAUCCGCCCCCGCCCUGCGCGUCACCGGUGUCAAGGGGUGCUUAAACUCUGGAUGGUUCGUCAACUUCGUCAGAACCUUGCUCCAGCGUCGCGACGCCAGCGCCCACCUGGACUCGUUCGAGCUCGACCUCGACGAGCGCGACUUCGAUUUCGUCAAGCCGUUCCUCCCCGCCAACGAGUGGCACGUGAACGGCUGGUUCCAGCUCGCCGUGGCGUGCGGACCCCGGGUGCUGCUGGCGCUGCGCACCACCAGCGGCAUCUACGAGAACCCGGGCGACUACGAGACUCUAGAGCUUCUCAAUCUCCCUCUCAUAUCCCGCCACAUCACAAGAUUGGAACUCCAGAUGGUGUCUGUGCGUGGGAGGACUCUCAAUUUCUCCGGGUGUCCGGCGCUGGCUGAUCUCAAGAUGGAGGAGUGCGACAUUAUGGGGAGUAUCUCUUCCCGGUCCUUGAAACGGCUCAGCAUCAUUUUGGGUAAUUUCCGGACAGAUCCCUUCCGCGCCCGGAUCUGUUUGCCUAGCCUUGUUUCCCUCGAGCUCAUCGGCGCAAUGCGUAGGGCUCCGGUACUGGUCGAGAGCAUGCCACUCUUGGUUUCAGCAAUUGUUAGACUUGAUUCUACCUGUGUUGAUUCUUGUCCUAAGAGUGACUACGGAGAUUGUCAUGAUCGUCAAUGUUAUGGCUGCUAUGGUGCUGGUGCUUAUGAUAGGCGUGGCCAGUCCGUGCUUUUGAAUGGAUUGUCGGAAGCUGCGGAGUUGGAGUUGUCAGUUGAUUCUCAAGUGUUUGUUAUCAAUCGGGAUUUGAAAUUAUGCCCUACAUUUAGCAAAUUAAAGACCCUGUUGUUCAGCGAAUGGUGCCCCGAUAUUGCUAGUGACCUGAAUGUGUUAAGUUGCUUCCUCCAACAUUCACCAAUUCUUGAGAAGCUCACACUCCAGCUCUCUGAGGUACCUAAAGUUCCAGUGGGGACACAAAGAAGUUACACCCCAUCAAAGCAAUAUUUUGCAGGCAGCCAUCUGAAGAUUGUUGAGAUCAAAUGCGACGAGGAUGAUGCGAGGGCUCGCAAGGUUAUGAACAUCUUGAGCACCUACGGCAUACCACUCAAGAAGGUCAAUAUCCAGAUAAAUAAGAAAACUUCUGUAUCUUAAUGUCAGCUAAGCAUUUUUGAUAGGGGAAUUUUGGUUAUGCUACUGACACUUAUGCUACUUCUGUUUCGGCCUUGUGCUAAUGAGUGUGUAAAUUAUGAACCAAGACAUAAAGUAAGUGUCAAACUUAACCACUAGAAAAUAAUUGUUAGAAUUUGCAUGUAUCUGGAAAAGGUGCAGAUUCCCUAUGUCUUGUUGUAAAGAGGAAGAUAUACAUUUAUAUUACAUCUAUCUAGUUAGGAUAUUUAUAUAUGGUUAGAAUCAACGGUUGGUUUUGAGGCUUAUCCCUGGAGUUAGCUCAGCGCUCCAGUUUCUUAACUUUUGUAAAGCCCCCGGAAUUUGCCAUCGCAAAGAAGUGGUUAACAAAUCAGUUCUGGAAA
This is a messenger RNA of Lolium perenne, 1915 nucleotides long. Its product is annotated as F-box/LRR-repeat protein At3g26922. Gene Ontology annotation, molecular function: protein binding. The record is from RefSeq and is a predicted model, not a curated record. Lineage: Eukaryota; Viridiplantae; Streptophyta; Magnoliopsida; Poales; Poaceae.